AUGGAGCAUGGAAUCAGACAGCUACGGAAUCCGUGGGCUGAUGGUCCAGAGUACAUAACACAGUGUCCGAUCCGACCAGGUCAAAGCUACACUUACAGGUUCACAAUCGAGGAUCAAGAAGGUACACUUUGGUGGCACGCUCAUAGCCGAUGGCUCAGAGCCACCGUCUAUGGUGCUCUCAUCAUUUACCCUCGUCUUGGUUCUCCUUAUCCCUUCUCUAUGCCCAAACGUGACAUCCCAAUUCUUCUCGGGGAAUGGUGGGAUAGAAACCCAAUGGACGUUUUGAGGCAAGCACAGUUCACAGGAGCAGCAGCUAAUGUCUCCGACGCUUACACAAUCAACGGUCAACCAGGUGAUCUGUACCGGUGCUCGCGGGCUGAAACCGUCCGUUUCCCAAUCUUCCCCGGCGAGACGGUGCAGCUCCGUGUCAUCAACGCUGGUAUGAACCAAGAGCUCUUCUUCUCGGUCGCUAACCACCAGCUCACAGUUGUGGAAACCGAUUCCGCCUACACAAAACCAUUCACCACUAGUGUCAUCAUGAUCGGUCCCGGCCAAACCACAAACGUCCUCAUCACUGCAAACCAGCGACCCGGCCGCUAUUACAUGGCUGCUCGCGCCUACAACAGCGCAAACGCCCCAUUCGACAACACAACCACAACCGCUAUCUUAGAGUACGUCAACGCUCCAACUCGACGAGGCCGCGGACGUGGUCAGAUCGCUCCGGUUUUUCCAGUUCUCCCCGGGUUCAACGACACUGCAACCGCAACCGCUUUCACCAACCGUCUGCGGUAUUGGAAACGAGCUCCAGUACCACUCCAGGUCGACGAAAACCUCUUUUUCACGGUAGGGUUAGGGCUAAUCAAUUGCGCCAAUCCGAACAGUCCGCGUUGCCAGGGACCCAACGGGACCCGGUUCGCGGCCAGCAUCAACAACCAGUCAUUCGUGCUACCACGAAGAAACUCAGUCAUGCAAGCUUAUUACCAAGGCAUGCCCGGAAUCUUUACGACGGAUUUCCCGCCUGUUCCGCCGGUGCAGUUUGAUUACACCGGUAACGUCAGCCGCGGGCUAUGGCAGCCCGUAAAGGGAACCAAAGCUUACAAGCUCAAAUACAGAGCUAAUGUUCAGAUUGUGUUACAAGACACGAGCAUUGUCACGCCUGAGAAUCAUCCUAUGCACCUUCACGGGUACCAAUUCUACGUUGUAGGGUCCGGUUUUGGGAACUUUAACCCGAGAACUGACCCGGCUAGGUUUAACCUGUUUGACCCACCGGAGAGGAACACCGUUGGUACACCUCCAGGUGGUUGGGUUGCAAUCCGGUUCGUAGCUGAUAAUCCAGGAGCAUGGUUUAUGCACUGUCACAUCGAUUCGCAUUUGGGAUGGGGUUUGGCGAUGGAUACUACUUUCUCUGAAUGUGCUCACUGCUUCACCGUACUAUCCUACGCACCCCUCCGGCUCAAUCUCUUAUCCUGCGCACCUUUCCUUCCGCCAUGGCCACCGCCGCUUCUUCCUCCUCCUCUUCAUUGCUCCUCCCUUCCAAAUGCCUCCUCCCUCGGAUUCGCCGUCAAGAAUCUCAGCCGAUCUAGGGUUUCCAUGAGCGUCUCCGCUGGAUCUCAGACUACUGUCAACGACUCUCUGUUCGCCGAUUACAAACCCACCUCUGCUUUUCUGUUUCCCGGUCAGGGAGCUCAAGCAAUAGGGAUGGGGAAAGAGGCUCAGAGUGUUGAAGCAGCAGGAGAGUUGUAUAAGAAAGCCAACGAUAUCUUAGGGUAUGAUCUUCUUGACAUUUGUGUUAAUGGACCAAAAGAGAAGCUUGAUUCAACUGUCAUUAGCCAGCCUGCUAUAUAUGUCACAAGUCUAGCAGCAGUUGAAUUGCUACGUGUUCGUGAGGGCGGAGAACAGAUUAUUAACUCGGUUGAUGUGACUUGCGGUCUCAGUUUGGGAGAGUACACUGCUCUGGCAUUUGCUGGAGCCUUCAGCUUCGAGGACGGACUAAAGCUUGUAAAACUUAGAGGAGAAGCCAUGCAGGCUGCUGCAGAUGCUGCUAAGAGUGCCAUGGUUAGUAUCAUAGGGUUAGACUCAGAAAAGGUUCAGCAGCUGUGUGAUGCAGCAAAUCAGGAAGUAGAUAAAGCCGACAAAGUUCAAAUCGCAAACUACUUAUGUCCGGGUAAUUACGCAGUAUCUGGAGGUCUUAAGGGAAUCGAAGCUGUUGAAGCCAAAGCUAAGUCAUUCAAGGCUCGAAUGACGGUUCGUUUAGCUGUUGCAGGAGCCUUCCACACAAGUUUCAUGGAACCAGCAGUGUCGAGAUUAGAAGCUGCAUUGGCAGCAACGGAGAUCAGAACUCCGAGGAUUCCAGUGAUCUCCAAUGUCGAUGCACAGCCUCAUGCUGAUCCAGACACGAUCAAGAAGAUACUUGCAAGACAGGUGACAUCUCCAGUACAAUGGGAGACAACAGUAAAGACUCUCUUAUCAAAAGGACUUAAAAGUAGCUAUGAAUUGGGACCUGGAAAGGUGAUUGCAGGGAUAUUCAAGAGAGUAGAUAAAAGCGCCACUGUUGAAAACAUCAGUGCUUGAGAGAGACUCUGUGGCUAUAGCUUUUGUUCAUCUAUUUGAGUUGAGAAUCAUUAAAUAAAAAAAAAAAUUGAGCUCAGAAGAAGCGAGGUUUAUAUCACAUCCGAAGAUUCAUCACCACAGCUCAAGAAUAUUUCAUCACAGCUCCAACAAAUCUGCACCAGCCGGGAAUCGAACCCGUGUCUGUACCAUGGCAGGGUACUAUUCUACCAUUAAACCACUGGUGACAAUUUGUUUAUGUUACUUUUCUAAUGCUAGUAAACAAAUUUCGUUUCUGUUAUCAACAAAGUGG
Messenger RNA from Thlaspi arvense, 2860 nucleotides. NCBI's taxonomy places the organism in Eukaryota, Viridiplantae, Streptophyta, Magnoliopsida, Brassicales, Brassicaceae. The record is from the annotation of a GenBank genome assembly.